AAGAGAAAAGAAAAGAAAGAACUUGUUCUUUGGUUUUUUUUUUUUUCUUUUGGAGUGUGAGGGGGAAAAAAAAAAUGAAGUGAACGGCGAGCGAGAAGGGAGAUCGGAGAGAUGAAGGCAGGGAGUGCUGCUAAGCUGAUCGUCGACGCCCUUCUGCAGCGGUUCCUCCCACUAGCACGGCGUCGCAUCGAAACCGCCCAAGCUCAGGAUGGACAGUACCUCCGACCAUCAGACCCAGCCUAUGAGCAAGUACUGGAUUCAUUGGCUAUGGUUGCUCGGCAUACGCCUAUACCUCUUCUGGAAGCUCUUCUCCGAUGGAGAGAGAGCGAAUCUCCAAAGGGUGCAAAUGAUGCAUCUACAUUUCAAAGGAAGCUUGCAGUGGAGUGUAUCUUCUGCUCUGCAUGUAUCCGGUUUGUGGAGUGCUGUCCCCAGGAGGGUCUUACAGAAAAGCUUUGGAAGGGGCUUGAGAAUUUUGUUUUUGACUGGUUGAUAAAUGCUGACAGGGUAGUAAGCCAGGUAGAAUAUCCCUCAUUGGUUGAUUUGAGAGGACUCCUUCUGGACCUGGUUGCUCAACUUUUAGGUGCCUUGUCCCGGAUCAGGUUCAGCUCAGUAACUGAGCGUUUCUUCGAUGAACUCAAGACUCGUUCAAUUGAUAGUAGUGUUGCUCGAAGUGAAACCCUCAGUAUCAUUAAUGGUAUGCGGUACCUGAAGCUCGGGGUAAAGACUGAGGGUGGAUUAAAUGCAUCAGCCUCCUUCGUGGCAAAAGCCAAUCCUCUAAAUCGAGCUCCUCAUAAACGAAAGAGUGAGCUUCAUCAUGCACUAUGUAGUAUGCUUUCCAACAUCCUGGCACCUCUCGCUGAUGGUGGAAAAAGCCAGUGGCCUCCAACAGGUGUAGAGCCUGCACUUACUUUGUGGUAUGAAGCUGUGGGCCGCAUUAGAACACACCUUAUUCAUUGGAUGGACAAACAAAGCAAACAUAUAGCAGUUGGCUAUCCUCUGGUAACUCUUCUUCUUUGUCUUGGCGAUCCUCAAACUUUCAAUAAUAGCUUGACCUCUCACAUGGAACAACUCUACAAGCUUCUCAGAGACAAAAAUCAUCGUUUUAUGGCCUUGGGCUGUCUUCAUCGAGUUAUGAGAUUUUACUUGAGUGUGUAUGCUUCUAGCCAUGCGCAAAAUCAAAGAUGGGACUACUUGGACAGUGUGACCUCGCAACUUUUGACUGCUUUAAGGAAAGGACUGCUCACUCAGGAUGUGCAGCACGAUAAACUUGUUGAAUUUUGUGUUACAAUUUCUGAGCAUAACCUUGAUUUUUCCAUGAAUCAUAUGAUUUUGGAAUUGCUUAAGCAAGAUAGUCCAAGUGAAGCCAAGGUUAUUGGUUUGCGUGCUUUGCUUUCCAUUGUCAUGGCUCCUUCAAGCAAGCAUGUUGGCCUGGAAAUAUUCAAAGGUCAUGAUAUUGGUCAUUACAUACCGAAAGUGAAGGCAGCAAUUGAAUCUAUAUUGAGAUCUUGCCAUAGAAUCUACAGUCAGGCUCUUUUUACUUCUUCAAGGACCACCAUAGAUGCUGUGACCAAGGACAAGGCUCAAGGAUCACUCUUUAGGUCAGUGUUGAAAUGCAUACCGUUUCUAAUAGAAGAAGUUGGCCGAAGUGACAAAAUCACCGAAAUAAUACCCCAACAUGGCAUAAGCAUUGAUCCUGGAGUUCGUGAAGAAGCCGUCCAAGUCCUAAACAGGAUUGUCAGAUAUCUUCCUCAUCGCCGAUAUGCAGUUAUGAGAGGGAUGGCGAACUUUGUUUUGCGGCUUCCCGAUGAGUUUCCUCUCCUCAUUCAGAAUGCAUUGGGGCGCCUCCUGGAGCUCAUGCGAUUUUGGCGAGCAUGCUUAUCUGACAGUAGACCUGAAUUUAGUAGUGAAGAUGUGAAGAAUGUGGAGAGGGAAUAUGAACGAUACAAAAAGCCUUCUUUCCUGCAGCCCACGGAGAUGAUUGAGUUUCAUGCUUCAGAGAUAGAUGCAAUUGGUCUUAUAUUUCUGAGUUCCGUAGACAGCCAAAUCAGACAUACUGCACUGGAGUUGUUACGCUGUGUCCGUGCCCUUAGGAAUGAUAUAUGGAAUUUAUCUAUGUGUGAGCAAGCAGAUGAUUGUAUUAUAAGCGAGGCCCGACCAAUUUUCAUAAUUGAUGUUCUAGAGGAACAUGGGGAUGAGAUUUUUCAGAGCUGCUACUGGGAUUCUGGCUGUCCAUUUGACUUGAGGCGUGAAUCUGAUGCCAUUCCUCCUGAUGUUACCCUACAAUCAAUUAUAUUUGAGAGCCCCGAUAAGAAUAGAUGGGCACGUUGCCUCAGUGAGCUUGUAAAAUAUGCUGCAGAGCUAUGUCCAAGCUCUGUUCAGGAAGCGAAGGUGGAGGUCAUGCAACGUCUUGCCCAUAUUACACCGGUUGAGUUAGGUGGGAAGGCUACUCAAGCACAAGACUCCGAGAAUAAACUGGAUCAGUGGCUUAUGUACGCGAUGUUUUUAUGUUCAUGUCCUCCUGAUAGCAGAGAAAUUGGGGGUUUAGCAGCAAGCAAAUCUCUUUAUCAUCUAAUAUUCUCCUCACUGAAAUCUGGAUCUGAAGCCCACACACAUGCUGCCACCAUGGCUCUUGGUCACUCGCAUCUGGAAGCAUGUGAAAUUAUGUUUGCUGAGCUUGCAUCUUUCAUUGAUGAGAUUUCUCUGGAAACAGAGGGAAAACCGAAGUGGAAGUCCCAAAAAGCUCGCCGCGAGGAGCUCCGAGCCCACAUUGCUAAUAUUUAUCGCAAAAUUGCUGAAAGCAUCUGGCCUGGAAUGUUGGCCCGUAAGCCGGCUUUCCGCCUCCAUUAUCUGAAGUUCAUUGAUGAGACAGUGAGACACAUAAGCUCCGCACCCCCCGAGUGCUUUCAUGAAAUGCAACAACUUCGUUAUGCACUGGCUUCCAUCCUAAAAACACUUGCCCCUGAAUUUGUCGAAUCUAAGUCAGAAAAGUUUGAUCUUAGAACCAGGAAGCGGCUGUUUGAUUUACUCCUCUCAUGGUGUGAUGAUGGAGGAAGCACAUGGGGUCAAGAUGGUGUGAGCGAUUAUCGCCGUGAGGUAGAACGCUACAAGUCUUCACAGCAUUCUCGGUCAAAAGAUUCUGUAGAUAAGCUCUCAUUUGACAGAGAACUGAGUGAGCAGGUUGAGGCCAUUCAGUGGGCCUCAAUGAAUGCUAUGGCUUCGCUCUUGUAUGGACCUUGCUUUGAUGACAACGCAAGGAAGAUGAGCGGGCGUGUCAUCAAUUGGAUAAAUAGUUUAUUUAUGGAGCCUGCUGCUAGGGCACCUUUUGGUUAUUCUCCUGCAGAUCCAAGAACUCCCUCUUAUUCCAAGUACGCUGGAGAAGGUGGGCGAGGAACUGCUGGUCGGAACAGAGGCGGUCAUCUCCGUGUGAGUUUGGCAAAAUUGGCUUUGAAGAAUCUUUUACUCACAAAUUUGGACCUAUUUCCUGCUUGCAUUGAUCAGUGCUACUACUCUGAUCCUGCCAUUGCCGAUGGAUACUUUAGUGUGCUAGCAGAGGUGUAUAUGCGACAGGAAAUACCAAAAUGUGAGAUUCAGAGACUUCUGAGCCUUAUCUUAUACAAAGUGGUGGACCCAAACAGGCAGAUCCGUGAUGACGCACUUCAGAUGUUGGAGACCCUUUCUGACCGCGAAUGGGCCGAGGAUGGGAUAGAUGGAUCGGGAAGCUAUCGAGCUGCUGUGGUUGGUAACCUUCCUGAUUCCUACCAGCAGUUUCAGUACAAGCUUUCGUGCAAGCUUGCAAAGGAUCACCCCGAGCUAAGCCAGCUCCUCUGCGAGGAAAUCAUGCAGAGACAACUAGAUGCAGUAGAUAUAAUUGCUCAGCAUCAGGUCCUGACCUGCAUGGCUCCAUGGAUUGAGAACCUUAAUUUUUGGAAACUCAAGGAGUCAGGUUGGAGCGAGAGGCUGCUGAAGAGCCUUUACUACGUCACCUGGAGGCACGGAGAUCAAUUCCCUGAUGAGAUUGAGAAGCUGUGGAGCACUAUUGCUAGCAAGCCCAGGAAUAUCAGUCCUGUUCUGGACUUUCUGAUAACAAAGGGCAUUGAAGAUUGCGAUUCAAAUGCUUCUGCCGAAAUAAGCGGUGCAUUUGCUACAUAUUUCUCUGUUGCUAAGCGUGUGAGCUUAUAUUUGGCACGUAUAUGCCCUCAGCGAACUAUCGAUCACUUAGUGUUUCAGCUGUCUCAGAGGAUGCUAGAGGAUAGUGUUGAGCCAGUUGUCCCAACAGCGAGUAAGGGAGAUGCAGGUGGGAAUUUCUUAUUGGAGUUCUCCCAGUGUCCGGCAGCAGCCCAGGUCACUUCUUUAGUAGAUAAUCAACCCCAUAUGUCACCAUUGCUGGUUCGGGGUACUCUCGACGGUCCACUGAGGAAUGCAAGUGGCAGUUUGAGCUGGCGGACAUCAGCUGUGACAGGGCGAAGUGUGUCGGGCCCACUGAGCCCAAUGCCUCCUGAGCUAAACAUUGUCCCUGUUACCGCAGGCCGUUCAGGUCAACUCCUUCCUGCUCUGGUCAACAUGUCUGGCCCAUUGAUGGGAGUCAGGAGCUCGACAGGAAGUAUAAGGAGCCGCCAUGUGUCUCGAGACAGUGGAGACUACCUCAUCGAUACUCCAAACUCUGGUGAAGAGGGGCAUCACUCUGGAGUCGCGGGGCAUGGAGUGAAUGCUAAAGAGCUCCGCUCAGCACUUCAAGGUCAUCAGCAGCACUCUCUCACUCAUGCGGACAUAGCAUUGAUUCUUCUAGCGGAAAUUGCAUACGAGAACGACGAGGACUUCCGGGAACACUUGCCUCUACUGUUUCACGUCACAUUCGUGUCUAUGGAUAGCUCGGAAGAUAUCGUCCUCGAACAUUGUCAACACUUGCUUGUGAACCUGCUGUACUCUCUUGCUGGGCGGCACUUGGAGCUGUACGAAGUUGAGAACAGUGACGGAGAGAACAAGCAGCAGGUUGAGAGCUUGAUUAAGUAUGUGCAGUCCAAGCGCGGGACCAUGAUGUGGGAGAACGAGGACCCCACUGUAGUCAGGACUGAGCUUCCCAGCGCAGCCCUCUUAUCUUCCCUGGUCCAGAGCAUGGUGGAUGCUAUCUUCUUCCAAGGAGAUUUACGAGAAACUUGGGGAGCUGAAGCUCUCAAAUGGGCAAUGGAAUGCACUUCGAGGCACUUGGCUUGUCGAUCUCACCAGAUAUAUAGGGCACUUCGCCCAAGUGUAACGAGUGAUACUUGUGUUUCCCUCCUCCGCUGCCUCCACAGAUGCUUAGGAAACCCUGUUCCGCCAGUCUUAGGAUUUGUUAUGGAGAUUCUCUUAACAUUACAGGUCAUGGUGGAGAAUAUGGAGCCGGAGAAGCUUAUACUUUACCCUCAGCUCUUCUGGGGCUGUGUAGCCAUGAUGCACACAGACUUUGUUCAUGUGUAUUGCCAAGUCCUUGAGCUCUUCUCCCGAGUCAUUGAUCGAUUAUCAUUCUGGGAUCGGACGACCGAGAAUGUCCUCCUCUCUAGCAUGCCCAGGGAUGAGCUUGACGUUGAGGUUGGAGAUUUUCAGAGGAUAGAAUCGAGAGGUGCCUCCGAGAUCCCAUCCUCCAUGGGAACUCUCCCGGCUUUUGAAGGUGUGCAGCCUCUGGUGCUCAAAGGGCUCAUGUCCACAGUCAGUCAUGGGGCCUCCAUCGAGGUCCUCUCAAGGAUUACUGUCCAUUCCUGUGACUCAAUCUUCGGGGACUCAGAGACAAGGCUCUUGAUGCAUAUCACAGGCUUACUCCCAUGGCUCUGCCUCCAGCUCAGCAAUGAUCCGGUCAUGGGUCCUGCCUCCCCACUCCAGCAGCAGCACCAGAAAGCUUUCUCUGUUGCAGCGAACAUAUCGAUGUGGUGCCAGGCAAAGUCUUUGGACGAUAUGGCGACUGUCUUUAUGGCCUAUUCCCGAGGUGAGAUCAAGAGUAUUGAAAACCUCCUUGCCUGUGUUUCUCCAUUAUUAUGCAACGAGUGGUUCCCGAAGCACUCAGCUCUCGCUUUUGGGCACUUGCUGAGAUUAUUGGAGAAGGGUCCCAUUGAGUAUCAGCGUGUGAUCCUAUUGCUGCUCAAGGCCCUACUUCAGCACACUCCAAUGGACGCAGCUCAGAGCCCACAUAUGUAUGCGAUUGUGUCCCAGUUAGUGGAGAGCACUCUAUGUUGGGAAGCCUUAAGCGUCUUGGAAGCCCUUUUACAGAGCUGUAGUUCAUUACCGGGCUCUCAUCCUCAUGAGCUCGCAGCCGAGAAUGGGAUUGGGCCUGAGGAGAAACUCCUGGCCCCUCAGAUGUCAUUUAAAGCUCGAAGUGGGCCACUUCAGUACCCGACGGGACUGGGAUUUAUGUUGGGCUCGGCCUCCCAAGGAGGUGCCAACGAUUCAGGAUUGGCACCUCGGGAAGUGGCUCUGAGGAAUACACGAUUGAUCCUUGGGCGGGUUCUUGAUAGCUGUGCUCUCGGACGGAGGAGGGACUACCGACGACUUGUGCCUUUCGUCACUACUAUCAGCAACCCAUGAUCAGCAUCAGGAAGUUUGUCACAUGGAGGCUGCAAGCUUGGGAUCUGAUGUCGACCCUCGUUCCCAUGGGGAGCUGCUUGUUUGAUGCUCUGGUUUUUGUUGUUGUAUAUAUGUAGCGUAUGAUUUUGUUGGACUGGGAGUGGUUAUAUAGCUUGUAAAGUAUUUAUAGCUCUGUAUUCUCAGCUUACAGAAACCCCCUACAUUUUGUGUCAUUUUGGUUUUCUGUCUGCUAUAGAAUGGAUUCAUGUGAGCUGCUAAAA
Messenger RNA from Punica granatum (pomegranate), 6812 nucleotides. NCBI's taxonomy places the organism in Eukaryota, Viridiplantae, Streptophyta, Magnoliopsida, Myrtales, Lythraceae. The record is from RefSeq and is a predicted model, not a curated record.